Molecule: messenger RNA, 1112 nt
Organism: Physella acuta
Lineage: Eukaryota; Metazoa; Mollusca; Gastropoda; Physidae
Source: RefSeq, a predicted model, not a curated record
UGCCAACAACGACGACCCUAGCUCCACCUAUAUCAUGUCACCAACAAACUUCCCCACCCAGGCCAACCGUUGGAGCUUCUCCAGUCUCUCAGCUGGUUACAUCAAGCUGUUUGUGGGUCAACUUAGAACCAACUGCCUGUUGACUACUAGCUACACAUCAACGAAACCCAGCGUAUCCUACGGCAGCUAUAACGGGAGUAUCCUUGACCCUGACGUCAUGUGCCAGAGAAGUCUGCUGACAUCCAACACCUACAUGUGCAAGAGCAUACCUGAUGUCUACCUGGGCCCACCAAAAGGUGACGCCGUCUGCUCACAGAUCUACUGCCGUGUUCCCAGCACCAUGACGUGCUCCGGCAUUUUCCCGUCUGAUGGCAUGCCCUGCGACACCAGAAAGAGAUGUGUCUCUGGGCGAUGCCAGCCCGACUACUCGGCAGCGACACAGUACCUUGACUCCAACUGUGUAUGGGGCAACCAGAAAUCCCUGGAGCUUCCCUCCAUCUCCUUCGUUGGGAACUGUGCCACCUUCUUGAGCCUGUACAAGCCGCUACAGUGUUACACACGCAUCAUCCAGGAGUCCUGUUGUGCUAGCUGCAAGUCUUACUACACGGCCAGAGCUGGUUGUGAAUACGGUGACCGAUCGGUGGAUUGCGUCAAAUACACCAGAGAACAGGUCUGUCCUACAUACAAGGACUCACUGUGCUGCGGAUACUGCGCUGGAUACGUUGGCAAGCGGUCAGUGGACGGACCAGUGAUCGCCCCCACCCUCAACAUGACCGUGCCUCUAGGGGAGAAGAUCCACAUCAAGGCUGAGGAAUACGAGGAUAAACUCGGCCGUACACAUUGAGCAUCGCAGCUGGGACAUACUGAUCCAACUCUUGAACGUUUUGUAGUGUAAUACUGCACUCUGUCGAUUUAGAUUUUUUUCAUGUAACAAGCUUAAUUAUAUGCUUUCUGUAGUAUCCAUAGGUACGUUACUGCUUACAAACAGAUCAAAUAAAAUAGUUGUUUGAUAUAUCCAUAUAGUAAUUCUAUACAAAUGUGCAUGUACAUAUCUUAAAUAAAAUCUUUUAAACCUAAAACUAUUUGUUCUUCAAUGUCAAACCCACUACUGA